AUGACGAUAAAAGUUCUCAGAGGUGUUCGCAGUUCGCCCACCUUAGCCACCAUGGGGCUAAGAGUUGCCAGCCUUUUUAUGCUCUGGCUGGCGCUUUCCUAUGCGAGUGAAAUAAAAAAAGGUAGGACAAGAAGCCACGUCCACUAUGUCUGCAGCACUUGGGGGAACAACCAUUUCAAAACUUUUGAUGGAGACAUCUAUCAGUUUCCUGGUUUUUGUGAAUAUAAUUUUGCUUCUGACUGCCGAGAGUCUUACAGGGAGUUCUCUGUCCAAAUUCAGCGUGCUCUGAACAGUGAUAACCAUCCUGUGAUCCAGUACAUUCUGAUAACAGUCAAGGACUUCACAGUGUACCUCACAUCAAAACUGGCUGUGGUAGAUGGGCAGAUUGUCACAACACCAUACUACAGCUCUGGUGUGUUCAUUGAGAGCAAUGACAUUUACACCAAGGUUUAUGCCAGAUUAGGCCUGAUUCUGAUAUGGAAUCAGGAGGAUGCACUGAUGGUGGAGCUGGACAGCAAAUUCAAUAACUAUACAUGUGGUCUUUGUGGGGAUUACAAUGGCAUUCCAAUCUACAAUGAAUUUAUUAGUGGAGUCACAAGCUACAAUUCAAUUACAUAUGGGAAUUUACAGAAGAUCAGCAAACCCAAUGACGAUUGUGAGGAUCCUGAUGAAACCCAGGCUCUUCCAAGCUGUAACGACCAUCGUGAUGAGUGUGAGAGUUUGCUAACUUCUUCUGCAUUUGCUGAUUGUCAUUCACGCCUCAAUGUGGAAACGUAUGUCCAAGCCUGCAUGCAGGACAAGUGUGCCUGUAAUGGAAGUGAGGACUCCUUCUGCCUCUGCAGCACCAUCUCUGAGUAUUCUCGCCAGUGUUCACAUGCAGGUGGUCGGCCGGGUGAAUGGAGGACAGAGCAGUUUUGCCCCAAGACCUGUCCUGGUAACAUGGUCUAUAGAGAAAGCAGCUCACCCUGCAUGGAUACUUGUUCACACUUGCAGAUCAGCAGCCUUUGUGAAGAGCACUACAUGGAUGGUUGUUUCUGCCCUGAAGGAACUGUGUAUGAUGAUAUCACUGAGAAGGGCUGUAUACCUGUUAGCGAGUGCCCCUGCAAGCUCCACGGAGAGGGAUAUUCACCUGGGCAAAACAUCACCGGUCAAUGUGAAGAAUGCAUCUGUGAUUCAGGUAGAUGGACAUGCAAGGAUUUAUCCUGUCCAGGCACAUGUUCAGUGGAAGGAGGUUCUCAUAUUACCACCUUUGAUGAGAAGAAAUACACCUUCCAUGGAGACUGCUACUACGUAUUGGCCAAGGGUACUGCUAAUGACUCUUACGUCCUACUGGCAGAACUGGCUCCCUGUGGCUUCACAGACUGGCACACCUGCUUGAAGACUGUUGUGUUGCUAACAGACCAGAAGAAAAACGUGGUGGUUUUCAGAUCAGAUGGCAGUGUGUUACUGAAUGAGAUUACAGUGAACGUGCCUCAUGUGUCAGCCAGCUUCUCAGUUUUCCAGCCGUCUUCCUACUACCUCAUUGUACAAACUUCUUUUGGACUUCGGCUACGGAUCCAGUUGCUUCCAGUCAUGCAGCUGUUUGCGACUGUGGAUCCAUCAGCCAAAGAAAAUCUGGAAGGUCUUUGUGGGAAUUUUAAUGGAAUAGAAGGUGAUGACUUUCAAACAGCCAGUGGGCUGGUAGAAGCUACAGGAUCUGCCUUUGCUAACACAUGGAAAGCUCAGUCUACCUGUGCAGACAAGUCAGAAAGGCUGGAAGACCCCUGCAGUCUCAGCAUUGAAAGCGCAAAUUAUGCUGAGCAUUGGUGUUCUUUGCUGAAAAACUCAGAGGGUCCUUUUGCCAGAUGUCACUUAGUCAUUGAUCCUUCAGAAUAUUAUAAGAAAUGUAAAUAUGACACCUGCCUCUGCAAGGACAGUGAAGAAUGCUUGUGUGCUGCCCUGUCCGCUUACUCAACGGCCUGUGCUUUCAAAGGGAUCAUGCUGGGAGGCUGGAGACAAACUGUCUGCACUUAUGAAGAAUCUGCCUGCCCAGAAAACCAAAUCUUUCUUUACAAUCUUACAAUGUGCCAGCAAACCUGUCGUUCAGUUGCUGAGGGUGAAAAGUACUGCUUGCAAGACUUUAUUCCUGUGGACGGCUGUGGUUGCCCUGAUGAUACCUACUUAGACAAUCAGGAUACAUGCGUGCCCAUCUCCAAAUGCCCAUGUUACUACAAGGGGUCAUACCUAGAACCAGGGGAAUAUGUCACAAAAGAUGAAGAGCGUUGUGUUUGUCGAAAUGCAAAGCUCCAGUGCACUUCAGUGACUCUAAGAAUGGCAACAGAAUGUCCUUCUCACAAGACAUAUUUUGACUGCAACACAUUCCAGAACUGGACUUCACAAACACCUAUACAAGUUAGCUGUCAUACUCUUCGAACUGAUUAUUUCCAGGCAGAGUGUGUCUCAGGCUGUGUGUGUCCUCAAGGUCUGUUUGAUGACGGGAAAGGGGGCUGUGUUGAGGAGAAGGAUUGCCCAUGUAUUCAUAACAAUCAGUGGUAUUCUCAUGGAGAGGAAAUAACAGUGGACUGUAAAACCUGUAUCUGCCAAAGUGGAGGUUGGAGCUGUACUAAAGAUGGUGUGUGCUAUGGGACUUGUACCAUAUAUGGAAGUGGACAUUAUAUUACCUUUGAUGGAAAAUUCUAUGACUUUGAUGGGAGUUGUGAAUAUGUAGCUACUCAGGAUUUUUGUGGUGAGAAAAACUCUCGCAGUUCAUUCAGUAUCAUCACAGAGAAUGUCCUGUGUGGAACUACAGGAGUCACCUGCUCAAAGGCUAUUAAAGUGUUUCUAGGGAACACUGAACUGAAGUUGGAGAACAAGGAUUAUAAAGAAAUUCAGCGAGAUAUUGGUGAUGAGGUGCAUUACAGAAAAAGGACAGUUGGCCUCUACCUUGUUAUUGAGGCUAGCAAUGGUGUGAUGCUGAUCUGGGAUAAGAAGACUACUAUUUUCAUCAAGCUGACCGCUGAUUACCAAGGCAAAGUGUGUGGUCUCUGUGGCAACUUUGAUGGCAAGUCCAACAAUGACUUUACAACAAGGAGCGGACUGCAGGAGACUAGUGCUCUGGAGUUUGGGAAUUCCUGGAAGCAGUCUUACACCUGCCCAGAUGUCACGGAAGAGAUCCUGCCCUGCAGUGUGAAACCACAUCGCAAGUCCUGGGCAGAGAAAGAAUGCUACCUCAUCCGGAGUGCAGUCUUUGAAAUCUGUCACUCCAAGGUGGACCCAAAUCCAUUCUAUGAAGCUUGUAUUCAUGACGCCUGCUCUUGUGACAGUGGUGGAGAUUGUGAAUGCUUCUGUUCAGCAGUUGCUGCCUAUGCUCAAGAAUGUCUCAAGGCUGAGGCCUGUGUGUUCUGGAGAACUCCUGAUAUAUGCCCAAUAUUUUGUGACUACUACAACCCUCGUGAUGAGUGCGAGUGGCACUAUGAGCCUUGUGGCAGUGACAUCAUGACCUGCAAGAUGAUCAAUAAUGUUAGCACCAACUUCUCAGUACCAUACCUGGAAGGUUGCUACCCCAGAUGCCCUCCAGAGAAGCCCAUUUAUAAUGAAGAGACAAAGAAAUGCGAGACCAGAAAUGACUGUGGGUGUUACUUCAAUGAAAUUUAUUAUGAACCUGGGGAAGAAAUAUCUGUAGAAGAGAACUGUACAAGAUGUGUCUGUGUUUCUUCAGGAAUCACAAACUGUACAGCAAUCCAAGGCUGUCCUUGUGUGAUCAAUGGAACUAGAUAUGAAGUGGGAGAUCCCGUGGGGCAAAUAAAGGAAGGUGACAUCUGUACAAUAUAUGUGUGUGGAGAAAAUGGAUCUAUAGUUGUUGGAAGUAUUGUUCCUUGUCCGACAACUCUGCCUACAGUCUCUUCAACCUCCUUUAGCACUCCUACUGCCACAGCUCCAUGCUUUGGAUUAAUUUGUGACUGGACUGAGUGGUAUGAUGUUAGUACACCUGACGAAGGUGGUGGUGACUAUGAAACCUACGAUGCAAUAAGAAAUAGACUUGGAAAUGAAAUAUGUCAAGUUCCUGAAAAAAUUGAAUGCAGGGCUACGGAUAGUCCCGACCUAAGCUUAGAGGAACUUGGCCAGAAGGUGGAGUGUAAUGUUACGUAUGGACUAAUCUGUAAAAAUGAGGAGCAAAGUGGUAUCUGGCCUCUUUGCUAUAAUUAUGAAAUCAGGAUAAACUGCUGUGAGUGGCAGGAAGUUCCUUGUGAGACUACACAGAGUCCAACACCAACAGCAACUUUCACCACCACCAGCACAACAAUACUGACCACCACCACAACCCAGCAGCCAACGGUGACUACUACCACACCCAAACCUACCCCAGCCACCACAAGCAAGCCUACACCACCAUCUACUACCCCAGUAGUUUCAACCACCACAGGAUCCUGCGACUGCGCCUGGACUGACUGGAUCGAUGUGAGCUACCCGAGCGUGGGCACAGGUGGUGGCGAUGAUGAAUCCUAUGAGACUAUCCAGAAGCAUGACCCUACCUGGGUGUGCGCGAAGGCUGAGAACAUUUCGUGCAGAGCAAAGAGUUUCCCGGACGUUCCCAUUGAAGAGUUGGGGCAGAAAGUGGAGUGCGAUGUUAACAAAGGGUUCACCUGUAAGAAUAAGGACCAAGUGGCAGGGGGGGUGAUACCGAUGGCGGUCUGCCUCAAUUACGAGAUCAGCGUGUGCUGUGUGCCAAACAGGCCGGAGUGUGUUCCAAGCACCGUCCCCACCCCCGCCCCCCCAAGCACCACCACGGUCACUCUGCAUGUGUCGACAACCGCUCCCGCGCCAACGCCGUCAGAGGCUCCCACCAGCACAAGGCCGUCCAGCACCGCCUCCACCAGCGUCUCGCAGACGCCACCGCCGACGCCGACGAGCAUUUCGGGCACUCGGGCACCCACCCCAACCACUAUAAUCGGCACGCCCCCGCCUUCACCGACACCCACCCCCUCGCUAACGCCUCCAGCCUCAACAACUGGAGGAUCCUGCGACUGCGCCUGGACUGACUGGAUCGAUGUGAGCUACCCGAGCGUGGGCACAGGUGGUGGCGAUGAUGAAUCCUAUGAGACUAUCCAGAAGCAUGACCCUACCUGGGUGUGCGCGAAGGCUGAGAACAUUUCGUGCAGAGCAAAGAGUUUCCCGGACGUUCCCAUUGAAGAGUUGGGGCAGAAAGUGGAGUGCGAUGUUAACAAAGGGUUCACCUGUAAGAAUAAGGACCAAGUGGCAGGGGGGGUGAUACCGAUGGCGGUCUGCCUCAAUUACGAGAUCAGCGUGUGCUGUGUGCCAAACAGGCCGGAGUGUGUUCCAAGCACCGUCCCCACCCCCGCCCCCCCAAGCACCACCACGGUCACUCUGCAUGUGUCGACAACCGCUCCCGCGCCAACGCCGUCAGAGGCUCCCACCAGCACAAGGCCGUCCAGCACCGCCUCCACCAGCGUCUCGCAGACGCCACCGCCGACGCCGACGAGCAUUUCGGGCACUCGGGCACCCACCCCAACCACUAUAAUCGGCACGCCCCCGCCUUCACCGACACCCACCCCCUCGCUAACGCCUCCAGCCUCAACAACUGGAGGAUCCUGCGACUGCGCCUGGACUGACUGGAUCGAUGUGAGCUACCCGAGCGUGGGCACAGGUGGUGGCGAUGAUGAAUCCUAUGAGACUAUCCAGAAGCAUGACCCUACCUGGGUGUGCGCGAAGGCUGAGAACAUUUCGUGCAGAGCAAAGAGUUUCCCGGACGUUCCCAUUGAAGAGUUGGGGCAGAAAGUGGAGUGCGAUGUUAACAAAGGGUUCACUUGUAAGAAUGAGGACCAAGUGGCAGGGGGGGUGAUACCGAUGGCGGUCUGCCUCAAUUACGAGAUCAGCGUGUGCUGUGUGCCAAACAGGCCGGAGUGUGUUCCAAGCACCGUCCCCACCCCCGCCCCCCCAAGCACCACCACGGUCACUCUGCAUGUGUCGACAACCGCUCCCGCGCCAACGCCGUCAGAGGCUCCCACCAGCACAAGGCCGUCCAGCACCGCCUCCACCAGCGUCUCGCAGACGCCACCGCCGACGCCGACGAGCAUUUCGGGCACUCGGGCACCCACCCCAACCACUAUAAUCGGCACGCCCCCGCCUUCACCGACACCCACCCCCUCGCUAACGCCUCCAGCCUCAACAACUGGAGGAUCCUGCGACUGCGCCUGGACUGACUGGAUCGAUGUGAGCUACCCGAGCGUGGGCACAGGUGGUGGCGAUGAUGAAUCCUAUGAGACUAUCCAGAAGCAUGACCCUACCUGGGUGUGCGCGAAGGCUGAGAACAUUUCGUGCAGAGCAAAGAGUUUCCCGGACGUUCCCAUUGAAGAGUUGGGGCAGAAAGUGGAGUGCGAUGUUAACAAAGGGUUCACCUGUAAGAAUGAGGACCAAGUGGCAGGGGGGGUGAUACCGAUGGCGGUCUGCCUCAAUUACGAGAUCAGCGUGUGCUGUGUGCCAAACAGGCCGGAGUGUGUUCCAAGCACCGUCCCCACCCCCGCCCCCCCAAGCACCACCACGGUCACUCUGCAUGUGUCGACAACCGCUCCCGCGCCAACGCCGUCAGAGGCUCCCACCAGCACAAGGCCGUCCAGCACCGCCUCCACCAGCGUCUCGCAGACGCCACCGCCGACGCCGACGAGCAUUUCGGGCACUCGGGCACCCACCCCAACCACUAUAAUCGGCACGCCCCCGCCUUCACCGACACCCACCCCCUCGCUAACGCCUCCAGCCUCAACAACUGGAGGAUCCUGCGACUGCGCCUGGACUGACUGGAUCGAUGUGAGCUACCCGAGCGUGGGCACAGGUGGUGGCGAUGAUGAAUCCUAUGAGACUAUCCAGAAGCAUGACCCUACCUGGGUGUGCGCGAAGGCUGAGAACAUUUCGUGCAGAGCAAAGAGUUUCCCGGACGUUCCCAUUGAAGAGUUGGGGCAGAAAGUGGAGUGCGAUGUUAACAAAGGGUUCACUUGUAAGAAUGAGGACCAAGUGGCAGGGGGGGUGAUACCGAUGGCGGUCUGCCUCAAUUACGAGAUCAGCGUGUGCUGUGUGCCAAACAGGCCGGAGUGUGUUCCAAGCACCGUCCCCACCCCCGCCCCCCCAAGCACCACCACGGUCACUCUGCAUGUGUCGACAACCGCUCCCGCGCCAACGCCGUCAGAGGCUCCCACCAGCACAAGGCCGUCCAGCACCGCCUCCACCAGCGUCUCGCAGACGCCACCGCCGACGCCGACGAGCAUUUCGGGCACUCGGGCACCCACCCCAACCACUAUAAUCGGCACGCCCCCGCCUUCACCGACACCCACCCCCUCGCUAACGCCUCCAGCCUCAACAACUGGAGGAUCCUGCGACUGCGCCUGGACUGACUGGAUCGAUGUGAGCUACCCGAGCGUGGGCACAGGUGGUGGCGAUGAUGAAUCCUAUGAGACUAUCCAGAAGCAUGACCCUACCUGGGUGUGCGCGAAGGCUGAGAACAUUUCGUGCAGAGCAAAGAGUUUCCCGGACGUUCCCAUUGAAGAGUUGGGGCAGAAAGUGGAGUGCGAUGUUAACAAAGGGUUCACCUGUAAGAAUAAGGACCAAGUGGCAGGGGGGGUGAUACCGAUGGCGGUCUGCCUCAAUUACGAGAUCAGCGUGUGCUGUGUGCCAAACAGGCCGGAGUGUGUUCCAAGCACCGUCCCCACCCCCGCCCCCCCAAGCACCACCACGGUCACUCUGCAUGUGUCGACAACCGCUCCCGCGCCAACGCCGUCAGAGGCUCCCACCAGCACAAGGCCGUCCAGCACCGCCUCCACCAGCGUCUCGCAGACGCCACCGCCGACGCCGACGAGCAUUUCGGGCACUCGGGCACCCACCCCAACCACUAUAAUCGGCACGCCCCCGCCUUCACCGACACCCACCCCCUCGCUAACGCCUCCAGCCUCAACAACUGGAGGAUCCUGCGACUGCGCCUGGACUGACUGGAUCGAUGUGAGCUACCCGAGCGUGGGCACAGGUGGUGGCGAUGAUGAAUCCUAUGAGACUAUCCAGAAGCAUGACCCUACCUGGGUGUGCGCGAAGGCUGAGAACAUUUCGUGCAGAGCAAAGAGUUUCCCGGACGUUCCCAUUGAAGAGUUGGGGCAGAAAGUGGAGUGCGAUGUUAACAAAGGGUUCACCUGUAAGAAUGAGGACCAAGUGGCAGGGGGGGUGAUACCGAUGGCGGUCUGCCUCAAUUACGAGAUCAGCGUGUGCUGUGUGCCAAACAGGCCGGAGUGUGUUCCAAGCACCGUCCCCACCCCCGCCCCCCCAAGCACCACCACGGUCACUCUGCAUGUGUCGACAACCGCUCCCGCGCCAACGCCGUCAGAGGCUCCCACCAGCACAAGGCCGUCCAGCACCGCCUCCACCAGCGUCUCGCAGACGCCACCGCCGACGCUGACGAGCAUUUCGGGCACUCGGGCACCCACCCCAACCACUAUAAUCGGCACGCCCCCGCCUUCACCGACACCCACCCCCUCGCUAACACCUCCAGCCUCAACAACUGGAGGAUCCUGCGACUGCGCCUGGACUGACUGGAUCGAUGUGAGCUACCCGAGUGUGGGCACAGGUGGUGGCGAUGAUGAAUCCUAUGAGACUAUCCAGAAGCAUGACCCUUCCUGGGUGUGCGCGAAGGCUGAGAACAUUUCGUGCAGAGCAAAGAGUUUCCCGGACGUUCCCAUUGAAGAGUUGGGGCAGAAAGUGGAGUGCGAUGUUAACAAAGGGUUCACCUGUAAGAAUGAGGACCAAGUGGCAGGGGGGGUGAUACCGAUGGCGGUCUGCCUCAAUUACGAGAUCAGCGUGUGCUGUGUGCCAAACAGGCCGGAGUGUGUUCCAAGCACCGUCCCCACCCCCGCCCCCCCAAGCACCACCACGGUCACUCUGCAUGUGUCGACAACCGCUCCCGCGCCAACGCCGUCAGAGGCUCCCACCAGCACAAGGCCGUCCAGCACCGCCUCCACCAGCGUCUCGCAGACGCCACCGCUGACGCCGACGAGCAUUUCAGGCACUCGGGCACCCACCCCAACCACUAUAAUCGGCACACCUCCGCCCUCUCCGAGUACUUCAGUAGUCACCACCACUAUCAAACCACCAGUAAUAAUCACCAAGACCCCAACGCCUCCUAUCCGUGAACCUCAAAAAACUGCAACCACUACUGCAAAAACAACAACGCACACCACUACUACUAUUACUCCUUCAGCUACAUCACUGCCAACAACUGCGAUUACAGAAAUAACACGUACAGUGUAUACUAAAACGACGACUACAAUACAGUCAAAACCCCCACGGUCAACAAGCCCACUGUCAGUCACGACAUCUGGAGUCACUGAAACGGGGUCCACCACAGAAGCCAGCACGCGUGGACCCACGUCCUCAGGAACAACCUCCCCCAGGACGCCGAUUGUAACAGGAGUGAGUAGCCCCCUAACAACCACGAGCACUGGGAGCCCUCCAACAGGAUCAGUUACUGCCACCACCACUACGGUGACGCCAUCAGAAACGUUGCCCCCAGUGUCCCCCACCACCUCCCGUCCAUCACCGCCAGUAGGGUCAACAAGCCCACUGUCAGUCACGACGUCUGGAGUCACUGAAACGGGGUCCACCACGGAACCCAGCACACGAGGACCCACGUCCUCAGGAGCAACUUUCACGAGUACGCCGAUUGUAACAGGAGCGAGUAGCCCCCUAACAACCACGAGCACUGGGAGCCCUCUGACAGGAUCGACCACCGCGACCACCGCUACGGUGACGCCAUCAGAAACAUUGCCCCCAUUGUCCCCCACCACCACGCGUCCAUCACCGCCACCAGGGUCAACAAGCCCCCUGUCAGUCACGACGUCUGGAGUCACUGAAACAGGGUCCACCACGGAAGCCACCACGCGCGGACCCACGUCCUCAGGAGCAACUUUCACGAGUACGCCGAUUGUAACAGGAGUGAGUAGCCCCCUAACAACCACGAGCACUGGGAGCCCUCCGACAGGAUCAGUUACCGCCACCACCGCUACAGUGACGCCAUCAGAAACGUUGCCCCCAUUGUCCCCCACCACCACGCGUCCAUCACCGCCACCAGGGUCAACAAGCCCCCUGUCAGUCACGACGUCUGGAGUCACUGAAACAGGGUCCACCACGGAAGCCACCACGCGCGGACCCACGUCCUCAGGAGCAACUUUCACGAGUACACCGAUUGUAACAGGAGUGAGUAGCCCCCUAACAACCACGAGCACUGGGAGCCCUCCGACAGGAUCAGUUACUGCCACCACCGCUACGGUGACACCAUCAGAAACAUUGCCCCCGUUGUCCCCCACCACCUCCCGUCCAUCACCACCAUCAGGGUCAACAAGCCCCCUGUCAGUCACGACGUCUGGAGUCACUGAAACGGGGUCCACCACGGAAGCCACCACGCGUGGAGCCACGUCCUCAGGAGCAACUUUCACGAGUACGCCGAUUGUAACAGGAACGAGUAGCCCCCUAACAACCACGAGCACUGGGAGCCCUCCGACAGGAUCGACCACCGCCACCACCGCUACAGUGACGCCAUCAGAAACAUUGCCCCCAUUGUCCCCCACCACCUCCCGUCCAUCACCGCCACCAGGGUCAACAAGCCCCCUGUCAGUCACGACAUCUGGAGUCACUGAAACGGGGUCCACCACGGAAGCCACCACGCGUGGACCCACGUCCUCAGGAGCAACUUUCACGAGUACGCCGAUUGUAACAGGAACGAGUAGCCCCCUAACAACCACGAGCACUGGGAGCCCUCCGACAGGAUCAGUUACCAUCACCACCGCUACGGUGACGCCAUCAGAAACGUUGCCCCCAUUGUCCCCCACCACCACGCGUCCAUCACCGCCACCAGGGUCAACAAGCCCACUGUCAGUCGUGACGUCUGGAGUCACUGAAACGGGGUCCACCACGGAAGCCACCACACGUGGACCCACAUCCUCAGGAACAUCUUUCACGAGUACGCCGAUUGUAACAGGAGUGAGUAGCCCCCUAACAACCAGAAGCACUGGGAGCCCUCCGACAGGAUCGACCACCGCCACCACCGCUACGGUGACGCCAUCAGAAACAUUGCCCCCAUUGUCCCCCACCACCACGCAUCCAUCACCGCCACCAGGGUCAACAAGCCCACUGUCAGUCACGACAUCUGGGGUCACUGAAACGGGGUCCACCACGGAAGCCACCACGCGUGGACCCACGUCCUCAGGAGCAACUUUCACGAGUACACCGAUUGUAACAGGAGUGAGUAGCCCCCUAACAACCACGAGCACUGGGAGCCCUCCGACAGGAUCAGUUACUGCCACCACUGCUACGGUGACGCCAUCAGAAACAUUGCCCCCAGUGUCCCCCACCACCUCCCGUCCAUCACCGCCACCAGGGUCAACAAGCCCCCUGUCAGUCACGACAUCUGGAGUCACUGAAACGGGGUCCACCACGGAAGCCACCACGCAUGGACCCACGUCCUCAGGAGCAACUUUCACGAGUACGCCGAUUGUAACAGGAACGAGUAGCCCGCUAACAACCACGAGCACUGGGAGCCCUCCGACAGGAUCAGUUACCAUCACCACCGCUACGGUGACGCCAUCAGAAACGUUGCCCCCAGUGUCCCCCACCACCACGCGUCCGUCACCGCCACCAGGGUCAACAAGCCCACUGUCAGUCACGACGUCUGGAGUCACUGAAACGGGGUCCACCACAGAAGCCACCACGCGUGGACCCACGUCCUCAGGAACAGCCUCCCCCAGGACGCCGAUUGUAACAGGAGUGAGUAGCCCCCUAACAACCACGAGCACUGGGAGCCCUCCGACAGGAUCAGUUACUGCCACCACCACUACGGUGACGCCAUCAGAAACGUUGCCCCCAUUGUCCCCCACCACCACGCGUCCAUCACCGCCACCAGGGUCAACAAGCCCCCUGUCAGUCACGACGUCUGGAGUCACUGAAACGGGGUCCACCACGGAAGCCACCACACGUGGACCCACAUCCUCCGGAACAUCUUUCACGAGUACGCCGAUUGUAACAGGAGUGAGUAGCCCCCUAACAACCAGAAGCACUGGGAGCCCUCCGACAGGAUCGACCACCGCCACCACCGCUACGGUGACGCCAUCAGAAACAUUGCCCCCAUUGUCCCCCACCACCACGCGUCCAUCACCACCACCAGGGUCAACAAGCCCCCUGUCAGUCACGACGUCUGGAGUCACUGAAACGGGGUCCACCACGGAAGCCACCACGCGCGGACCCACGUCCUCAGGAGCAACUUUCACGAGUACGCCGAUUGUAACAGGAGUGAGUAGCCCCCUAACAACCACGAGCACUGGGAGUCCUCCGACAGGUUCAGUUACCACCACCACUGCUACGGUGACGCCAUCAGAAACAUUGCCCCCAUUGUCCCCCACCACCUCCCGUCCAUCACCGCCACCAGGGUCAACAAGCCCACUGUCAGUCACGACGUCUGGAGUCACUGAAACAGGGUCCACCACGGAAGCCACCACGCGCGGACCCACGUCCUCAGGAGCAACUUUCACGAGUACGCCGAUUGUAACAGGAGUGAGUAGCCCCCUAACAACCAGAAGCACUGGGAGCCCUCCAACAGGUUCAGUUACCGCCACCACCGCUACGGUGACGCCAUCAGAAACAUUGCCCCCAUUGUCCCCCACCACCUCCCGUCCAUCACCGCCACCAGGGUCAACAAGCCCACUGUCAGUCACGACAUCUGGAGUCACUGAAACGGGGUCCACCACGGAAGCCACCACGCGUGGACCCACAUCCUCAGGAACAUCUUUCACGAGUACGCCGAUUGUAACAGGAGUGAGUAGCCCCCUAACAACCACGAGCACUGGGAGCCCUCUGACAGGAUCGACCACCGCGACCACCGCUACGGUGACGCCAUCAGAAACGUUGCCCCCAUUGUCCCCCACCACCACGCGUCCAUCACCACCACCAGGGUCAACAAGCCCCCUGUCAGUCACGACGUCUGGAGUCACUGAAACGGGGUCCACCACGGAAGCCACCACACGUGGACCCACAUCCUCAGGAACAUCUUUCACGAGUACGCCGAUUGUAACAGGAGUGAGUAGCCCCCUAACAACCAGAAGCACUGGGAGCCCUCCGACAGGAUCGACCACCGCCACCACCGCUACGGUGACGCCAUCAGAAACAUUGCCCCCAUUGUCCCCCACCACCACGCAUCCAUCACCGCCACCAGGGUCAACAAGCCCACUGUCAGUCACGACAUCUGGGGUCACUGAAACGGGGUCCACCACGGAAGCCACCACACGUGGACCCACGUCCUCAGGAGCAACUUUCACGAGUACACCGAUUGUAACAGGAGUGAGUAGCCCCCUAACAACCACGAGCACUGGGAGCCCUCCGACAGGAUCAGUUACUGCCACCACUGCUACGGUGACGCCAUCAGAAACAUUGCCCCCAGUGUCCCCCACCACCUCCCGUCCAUCACCGCCACCAGGGUCAACAAGCCCCCUGUCAGUCACGACAUCUGGAGUCACUGAAACGGGGUCCACCACGGAAGCCACCACGCAUGGACCCACGUCCUCAGGAGCAACUUUCACGAGUACGCCGAUUGUAACAGGAACGAGUAGCCCCCUAACAACCACGAGCACUGGGAGCCCUCCGACAGGAUCAGUUACCAUCACCACCGCUACGGUGACGCCAUCAGAAACGUUGCCCCCAGUGUCCCCCACCACCACGCAUCCAUCACCGCCACCAGGGUCAACAAGCCCACUGUCAGUCACGACGUCUGGAGUCACUGAAACGGGGUCCACCACAGAAGCCACCACGCGUGGACCCACGUCCUCAGGAACAGCCUCCCCCAGGACGCCGAUUGUAACAGGAGUGAGUAGCCCCCUAACAACCACGAGCACUGGGAGCCCUCCGACAGGAUCAGUUACUGCCACCACCACUACGGUGACGCCAUCAGAAACGUUGCCCCCAGUGUCCCCCACCACCUCCCGUCCAUCACCGCCACCAGGGUCAACAAGCCCCCUGUCAGUCACGACGUCUGGAGUCACUGAAACGGGGUCCACCACGGAAGCCACCACACGUGGACCCACAUCCUCCGGAACAUCUUUCACGAGUACGCCGAUUGUAACAGGAGUGAGUAGCCCCCUAACAACCAGAAGCACUGGGAGCCCUCCGACAGGAUCGACCACCGCCACCACCGCUAUGGUGACGCCAUCAGAAACGUUGCCCCCAUUGUCCCCCACCACCACGCGUCCAUCACCACCACCAGGGUCAACAAGCCCCCUGUCAGUCACGACGUCUGGAGUCACUGAAACGGGGUCCACCACGGAAGCCACCACGCGCGGACCCACGUCCUCAGGAGCAACUUUCACGAGUACGCCGAUUGUAACAGGAAUGAGUAGCCCCCUAACAACCACGAGCACUGGGAGUCCUCCGACAGGUUCAGUUACCACCACCACUGCUACGGUGACGCCAUCAGAAACAUUGCCCCCAUUGUCCCCCACCACCUCCCGUCCAUCACCGCCACCAGGGUCAACAAGCCCACUGUCAGUCACGACGUCUGGAGUCACUGAAACGGGGUCCACCACGGAAGCCACCACGCGCGGACCCACGUCCUCAGGAGCAACUUUCACGAGUACGCCGAUUGUAACAGGAGUGAGUAGCCCCCUAACAACCAGAAGCACUGGGAGCCCUCCGAGAGGAUCGACCACCGCCACCACCGCUACAGUGACGCCAUCAGAAACGUUGCCCCCAUUGUCCCCCACCACCACGCGUCCAUCACCGCCACCAGGGUCAACAAGCCCACUGUCAGUCACGACGUCUGGAGUCACUGAAACGGGGUCCACCACGGAAGCCACCACGCGUGGACCCACGUCCUCAGUAACAGCCUCCCCCAGGACGCCGAUUGUAACAGGAACGAGUAGCCCCCUAACAACCACGAGCACUGGGAGCCCUCUGACAGGAUCAGUUACCACCACCACCGCUACGGUGACGCCAUCAGAAACGUUGCCCCCAUUGUCCCCCACCACCACGCAUCCAUCACCGCCACCAGGGUCAACAAGCCCACUGUCAGUCACGACGUCUGGAGUCACUGAAACGGGGUCCACCACAGAAGCCACCACGCGAGGACCCACGUCCUCAGGAGCAACUUUCACGAGUACGCCGAUUGUAACAGGAGUGAGUAGCCCCCUAACAACCACGAGCACUGGGAGCCCUCCGACAGGAUCAGUUACCAUCACCACCGCUACGGUGACGCCAUCAGAAACAUUGCCCCCAUUGUCCCCCACCACCACGCGUCCAUCACCGCCACCAGGGUCAACAAGCCCACUGUCAGUCACGACGUCUGGAGUCACUGAAACGGGGUCCACCACAGAAGCCACCACGCGAGGACCCACGUCCUCAGUAACAGCCUCCCCCACGACGCCGAUUGUAACAGGAACGAGUAGCCCCCUAACAACCACGAGCACUGGGAGCCCUCCGACAGGAUCGACCACCGCCACCACCGCUACGGUGACACCAUCAGAAACGUUGCCCCCAUUGUCCCCCACCACCACGCGUCCAUCACCACCACCAGGGUCAACAAGCCCACUGUCAGUCACGACAUCUGGAGUCACUGAAACAGGGUCCACCACGGAAGCCACCACGCAUGGACCCACGUCCUCAGGAGCAACUUUCACGAGUACGCCGAUUGUAACAGGAACGAGUAGCCCCCUAACAACCACGAGCACUGGGAGCCCUCCGACAGGAUCAGUUACCACCACCACCGCUACGGUGACGCCAUCAGAAACGUUGCCCCCAUUGUCCCCCACCACCACGCGUCCAUCACCGCCACCAGGGUCAACAAGCCCCCUGUCAGUCACGACGUCUGGAGUCACUGAAACGGGGUCCACCACGGAAGCCACCACGCGCGGACCCACGUCCUCAGGAACAUCUUUCACGAGUACGCCGAUUGUAACAGGAGUGAGUAGCCCCCUAACAACCACGAGCACUGGGAGCCCUCCGACAGGAUCAGUUACCGCCACCACCGCUACAGUGACGCCAUCAGAAACGUUGCCCCCAUUGUCCCCCACCACCUCCCGUCCAUCACCGCCACCAGGGUCAACAAGCCCCCUGUCAGUCACGACGUCUGGAGUCACUGAAACGGGGUCCACCACGGAAGCCACCACGCGUGGACCCACGUCCUCAGGAGCAACUUUCACGAGUACGCCGAUUGUAACAGGAGUGAGUAGCCCCCUAACAACCACGAGCACUGGGAGCCCUCCAACAGGAUCGACCACCGCCACCACCGCUACGGUGACGCCAUCAGAAACAUUGCCCCCAUUGUCCCCCACCACCACGCGUCCAUCACCACCACCAGGGUCAACAAGCCCACUGUCAGUCACGACAUCUGGAGUCACUGAAACGGGGUCCACCACGGAAGCCACCACGCGAGGACCCACGUCCUCAGGAACAGCCUCCCCCAGGACGCCGAUUGUAACAGGAACGAGUAGCCCCCUAACAACCACGAGCACUGGGAGCCCUCCGACAGGAUCAGUUACUGCCACCACCGCUACGGUGACACCAUCAGAAACAUUGCCCCCAUUGUCCCCCACCACCACGCAUCCAUCACCGCCACCAGGGUCAACAAGCCCCCUGUCAGUCACGACGUCUGGAGUCACUGAAACGGGGUCCACCACGGAAGCCACCACGCGUGGACCCACGUCCUCAGGAACAGCCUCCCCCAGGACGCCGAUUGUAACAGGAGCGAGUAGCCCCCUAACAACCACGAGCACUGGGAGCCCUCCGACAGGAUUAGUUACCACCACCACUGCUACGGUGACGCCAUCAGAAACGUUGCCCCCAUUGUCCCCCACCACCUCCCGUCCAUCACCGCCACCAGGGUCAACAAGCCCACUGUCAGUCACGACGUCUGGAGUCACUGAAACGGGGUCCACCACCGAAGCCACCUCUUUGGGACCACCCCUAACAUCAGUUAUAACUACCCCAGUGUUCACCACGGUAUCGGGAACAGUUGAAAGCACAUCAGCUGGUACUGUUUCUGGAUCUACUGUUCCUUUUUCGACAUUAGCCAGCUUUACCACCCAUUCUGAAACAACAUCUGUACAGUCAUCUUCAUCUCUAGUAAACACUUUUCCAGUCUUAGUCGUUACUUCUGGUACAACUCCAACAGAGUCAUUCACCACCACUUCAGGAACAACUUCUACUAGUUCCGCCGCUACCCCUGUAAACACCACCACCACCUCUUCACAAAUAGUUUCACUUGUCUCAGCUAGUACCUCUGGGCCAACUACUGUCUCAAGCACAGUCACCAUUUCAGGAACUUCUACUUACAAAACAGUUACUGCAGUUAGUUCAACAAGUGCUGUACCAUCAACCACCCCUGGAAAAUACUGUUCUAUUUUCCCUAAUCAAUCUAUUCCGUCAGGUGACUCAUGGUGGAUUUGUAACUGCACGAAGGCAGUAUGUAUAGAAGACAACAAAAUUGAGGUUAUUCCAGUAAUCUGUAAUCCACCUCCUAAACCCAGUUGUACCAAUGGGCUUGCUCCUGUGCGAGUUAUUGAUGAGGAUGGAUGCUGUUGGCAUUGGGAGUGUGAUUGUUACUGCACAGGCUGGGGAGACCCUCAUUAUGUGACUUUUGAUGGACAGUACUACAGCUAUCAAGGGAACUGUACAUACGUCCUUGUGGAAGAGAUUAAUAAAUCAGUUGACAACUUUGGCGUCUACAUUGAUAACUACCAUUGUGAGGCACACGAUCCAGUCUCCUGUCCACGAACGCUCAUUGUGAGACAUGAGACUCAGGAAGUGCGCAUAGCAACAGUCCAACCAAAUUCUCUAAAAGUAGAGGUGACAGUAAACAAACAGGCAGUGGCUUUGCCUUACAAAAAAUUUGGUUUGCGUGUCUAUGAGUCAGGCAUAAAUCGUGUGGUGGAAAUUCCUGAACUUAAGAUGAAUGUAACCUACAAUGGCUUGACCUUUUCUAUCAGAAUGCCCUACAGCCUAUUUGGCAACAACACUCAAGGACAGUGUGGUACUUGCAAUAAUAACACAGCAGAUGACUGCAUGUUACCAAAUGGAAACAUUGCAGAAGACUGUGAAACCAUGGCAGAUCAUUGGCAAGUUGUUGAUCCCUCUAAACCACAGUGCUCUACAGGCAUAAUUCCUGCAAAGAGGCCCAGCACAACCAUAGGCCAGCCCUGCAAAGAAUCUUCUAUCUGCCAGCUUCUUUUAGGAAGCGUGUUCGAGAAGUGCCAUAAAUCCGUUGAUCCGGAGAAGUACUACACGGCCUGCGUUUUUGACAGUUGCACACUUCCCCAGUUAGACCUGGAAUGCUCAAGUUUGCAGGUCUAUGCUGCCACCUGUGCUGAUCAAGGCAUCUGCAUUGACUGGAGAACUCAUACCAGUGGUGUUUGCUCUUAUAAGUGCCCUGCACACAAGGAAUAUAGAGCAUGUGGUCCUAUUAAAGAGAUAACCUGCAAAUCAAGUGCAGAGCAGCAAAGCCAAACCGAAACUGAAGAAGUGGAAGGCUGUUUCUGUCCUAAUGGAACAGUGCUGUAUGACUCUGGUGUGGAUGUUUGUGUAAAAACUUGUGGUUGUGUUGGAUUGGAUAAUAUACCAAGAGAGUAUGGGGAAGAGUUUACAGUAGACUGUCAGGACUGUACUUGCCUGGAAGGUGGAAAUGGCAUUGUGUGUGAGGCUCACACAUGUGCCGAACAAAAUAAGAUCAAUUGUGGUGGAGAAGGCUUCUAUAAUGUCACUGAAGUCAAUUCUGAAGAUGCCUGCUGCCCCAUUAUCACCUGCAAAUGCAAUACAAGCUUGUGCACAACUAAACCCCCCAAGUGUGAGCUGGGAUUUGAAGUUUAUUCUGAUAUUCCCAGUGAUCAAUGCUGUCCUGUGUACCAGUGUGUUUCCAAGAGGGUUUGCGUACAUCAGAAUGCCGAGUUCUUGCCUAAUUCCUCAGUCUUUGUUGAUAAGUGUCAGAAUUGUUUCUGCACUAAUGAAGUUAACGUCACCACUCAACUGAAUGUCAUCUCGUGUGAAUAUGUUCCUUGUGACACAUACUGUGAACCAGGAUAUGAACGUCAACCAGUGGAAGGUGAAUGUUGUGGAAAAUGUGUGCAGACUAAGUGUGUUAUAUAUACCGCAGAAAGUUCUGUCCUCGUCUUGAGUCCUGGAGAGUUUGAAAAUGAUCCUUACAACAACUGCACCAUUUAUAGUUGUGUAAAUAUUCAGAAUCAUCUUAUCUCCUCCACAUCUGAGAUUACCUGCCCAGCAUUCAAUGAGGAGAGCUGCAAACCUGGAACUGUUACAUUCCUACCUAACGGUUGCUGUAAAACAUGUGCACCUCUGGAUAGCCCGACACCAUGCUCUGUCCGUCAAAGACAAGACUUUAUUGUCUAUCAGGGCUGCUAUUCUGUGACAAGAGUUAACUUGACUGAAUGUGAAGGAACAUGUGGAACCUCCUCUCUAUACUCUGCGGAGGCCAAUUCUAUAGAGCACAGCUGUUCGUGCUGCAGGGAAGCAGAGACUAGUGUGAGGGAAGUGGAACUGAAAUGCCCCACUGGGAACUCAACAACACAUAAGUAUGUGUAUGUGGAAAGCUGCAGUUGUCAAGACACUGUAUGUGACAUCUCAAAGUCUGAAGAAUCCACAAGCACAGAAGAAAAUGACGAGAGCGCUCUGAACCGUAUCAAGAGGGCUAUCAGCUUAACAUCAAACUGAAGGGGAAAAAACUAACAGCACUUAAGAGACUAUGCACCAUUCUCAUCUUCCUUGAUUAGUUCAGAACUUUGCUUUUCCCAGUUACUGUAUCCUAUGUGUUUUCUGAUUAUUUUUAACAAUGCUCUAAUUUAUUUGUGUGCAAAAGUAGGGGGAACUUUCUUCCAAGUGUAUAGUCUUUUGGGUCCAUUUGUAAUCAGCUUAUUUGCUCUGAAUGAUUAAAAGCACAUUUCAAAAA
This is a messenger RNA of Dromaius novaehollandiae (emu), 19960 nucleotides long. RefSeq names its product mucin 2, oligomeric mucus/gel-forming (gene MUC2). The transcript has 56 exons. Gene Ontology annotation, molecular function: protein binding. NCBI's taxonomy places the organism in Eukaryota, Metazoa, Chordata, Aves, Casuariiformes, Dromaiidae. Gene Ontology annotation, cellular component: extracellular matrix. The coding region runs from base 1 to 19725 and encodes 6574 amino acids. The record is from RefSeq and is a predicted model, not a curated record.